Molecule: messenger RNA, 1156 nt
Organism: Tetranychus urticae (two-spotted spider mite)
Lineage: Eukaryota; Metazoa; Arthropoda; Arachnida; Trombidiformes; Tetranychidae
Product: cathepsin L-like peptidase
Biological process (GO): proteolysis
Molecular function (GO): cysteine-type peptidase activity
Source: RefSeq, a predicted model, not a curated record
AAAAGAUUCAAGGCAAGAAGCAUUAAUCACUUUUGCAUAAUCAGUUUAACUGUCAGUUACAAUUAAGAUUUUGUUUCUGUUUUAGUCUCCAAAAUGUUCAACUUUAUAUCAUUGACAUUGAUCAUUUGUUUAGCUGGUUUAGCGGUGGCUGAGCUUGAUGUUGACCAAGUUGAAUCAUCUUGGUCACAGUUCAAGCAAAAGCAUGGAAAAGUGUAUGCAUCGGAAGAAGAGGAAUCAACCAGAAAACUCAUUUUCACUCGCAAUUUGAACAAAAUAGUCAAACACAAUGAACGAGCCGAUUCUGGACUUGAAACUUAUCGCAAAGGUAUCAACCAAUUCACGGAUAUGGAAUUCACGGAAAUUAAGGAAAAAAUUUUACAGACGAGAUCAAGUUCACCCGUAAAUUCACCAUAUCUUCACAACAAGAAAGCAUUCCAGUUGGAUGAACUUCCAAAGUCAGUUGAUUGGCGAGCUAAAGGUUUGGUUACUCCAGUCAAAGAUCAAGGUGCUUGUGGUUCUUGCUGGGCUUUUGCCUCGGUUGCUGGUAUUGAAGGGGCUUGGGCCAAAGCUAAGGGUAAACUGGUUUCACUGAGUGAACAACAGAUUCUUGAUUGUGCCACUAAGGGCAACUAUGGAUGUCGUGGUGGGUUCAUUGACAAUGCUUUGGAUUAUGUUAUUGAAGAGGGUGGCAUUGAUACGGAAGCAUCUUAUCCUUAUGAGGCUCUCCAGGGUCAAUGUUGGUUUACCUUUACCGAUGUUGGUGCCAAGAUUAGCAAUUUUGUUGGAAUACCUCAGAAUGAUGAAGAUGCUCUAGUCUCGGCUGUUGCUCUUAACCCAGUCUCGAUUGGUAUUGAUGCUGAAGAUGAUUUUGUUGCCUACGAAUCGGGCAUUUUUACCACUUCAACCUGUACCACAACUGACAUUAACCAUGGAGUAACAGUUGUAGGUUAUGAUUCACAAAAUUCAACUGAUUAUUACAUCAUUAAAAACAGUUGGGGAACCAGUUGGGGCGAAAAUGGUUACAUAAGAAUGGCUCGGGGUAAAAAUUUGUGUGGAGUUGCCAACAUGGCUUAUUAUCCAAUUGUUUAAAUCUUUGAUUUCCAUUUCCAUCAAAUUGUUAUAAAUUAAAUUAAAUUUCAACUUUCACUAGCAUUAA